Strongyloides ratti is the source of this 951-nucleotide messenger RNA. RefSeq names its product Glycoprotein-N-acetylgalactosamine 3-beta-galactosyltransferase 1. The record is from RefSeq and is a predicted model, not a curated record. Lineage: Eukaryota; Metazoa; Nematoda; Chromadorea; Rhabditida; Strongyloididae. The transcript is spliced from 2 exons. Bases 1 to 951 code for a protein of 316 amino acids. Gene Ontology annotation, cellular component: membrane. Gene Ontology annotation, molecular function: N-acetylgalactosaminide beta-1,3-galactosyltransferase activity.
AUGUCCAAUAAAAAAAUAAUACUAUAUCUGUUAGCUUUUAUAGUUAUCAAUUUUUUAGUAUCAUUUUUUAUUGUAUGUUCAAAUUUUGGAGGAACGAAUAAUAUAUUUAAAUUUUUGUAUCCUGAAAACGAAAAUGAUAAUAGAUAUAAAAGUAAUAUAAAAGUUUUUUGUAUUAUUUUAACUUCAAAAUUUAAUCAUAUGAGAAGAGCUAUUCAUCAAAAAAAUACAUGGGUUAAACGUUGUGAUAAUUAUAUAUUUGGGUCUGGGGAAGAAAAUAAUAUUUUACCUGCUAUAAAAGCAUGUAAUAGUGAUGAGUAUAAUGAUUCAUUUUGUAAAUUUAAAAAUACAAUACAAUAUGCUUGGAAAAACAAUGGAGAGAAAUAUGAUUGGUAUAUAAAAUUAGAUGAUGAUUCAUAUGUAGUUAUGGAAAAUUUAAAAGCAUACUUAUCGAAACAAGAUAAAAAUGUACCUGAGUAUCAUGGACUUUUAAGAAUGGAUCCACCACGACAAGGUGACACCCAAUUUGCUCAAGGUGGUGCAGGUUAUGUCAUGAGCAAAGAAGCUGUAAGACUUUUAGUUGAUAAAGGGCUUAACUCAUCUGAAUAUUGUGUACAAAAGAAUUUCCCUCCUGAUGACGUUGAGGUUGCAAGAUGUUUUAAAAAAUUAGGUCUACAAUUUAAAAAUAGUCUUGAUACAGAAGAAAAGGAAAUAUUUAAUGAAUUUUCUCCAUCAGAACUUGCUUCAAAUUUUAUUGGUAAUAUAACAGAUUCAUCUAAUAAUAAAUCUCAAAAUACUAUUUUUACUGCUAUUGAUAAAAUAUCAAGAUAUCCUAUAUCAUUUCACCAUAUUCGUAAUGGUGACAUGUAUUUUUUAGAGUACUUUUUUUAUAAGAUGAAUGUAGUUAAUAACAAUACAAAAAUUGAUAAAAUAUACAAAAAGAUGUAUGAAUGA